This is a messenger RNA of Globicephala melas (long-finned pilot whale), 2321 nucleotides long. The record is from RefSeq and is a predicted model, not a curated record. Lineage: Eukaryota; Metazoa; Chordata; Mammalia; Artiodactyla; Delphinidae.
UUAGGCUGGAUAUUUGAUAAAGCCUUUUCCCUCUGGCCCUAUUUCGUCUUAGGAGACAAGUGAGGAAAGGCUCCUGGGAUUUUUCUUUUUUUGGUCAUAUGCUCAGAGGCGUUAACGCCCUCCACCUGCACCUUGCCUUGGUGGUGUACCAGAGCAGCCCUGAUCCUGGAUGUAUGCUCCUAGGGUCAUAAUAUCAAGCACCAGAACCCUUCCACAGGCUGUUUGGAAUAGAUAACUAUCCCCUGGGUGUCAAUUUCUCAUCCGAAGGCAGCCCAGAUAUUUGAGCAGUAUGCACAAGGGCCUGCAUAGAUCAGGAGAAACAUACCAGUUGGAGGAAAUCAACAAAUCUCCUUUCUACUAACCACUGUCAGGGGCAGGUCUUCUGGUUUGAAAGGUCACUAACAAUUCCCUUUAAAAAACGAAACUUACCGUGUCACAAACUAUGGUGGAGGUGUCAAACUUUUAACAGUAUUUCCUGAGCAAUUACUGGAUGGGAUGGGAUCAGAUCUGCUGCUACCUUUGAGGGAGACUAGAGAAGGGGCAGAGAAAUACACUUGACUGGAAAGAAAAGGGAUAUGCUAUGCCCCUUAACAUAAUAGGUAGGUGCUCAAAAAAUGUUAGUAGUUGACAAUUUUAAAGUAGAAAAAUGGCAAGUCCGAAUUCUACUUGGAUAAAUUUUGCGUUAGCAACAUCCUCCCAGCCCUUUCCUUUAUCUCCAAAGGGUGGGGCGGGAAUCAAGUUCUUAACCAGUGGGUCUUUCAUAGAUAAGAAAAAAACAAAAACAAAACACACAUAGAAGAACCAGAAAAAUCUUUUAUAAACUUUAAAAGACUGGCCUUUGGAAUUCUUUUCCCUCCCAGCCUGGUAGAAUUCCUCUGAGGUGGUAUAUAAGUAGCUCAGGGCCCUGAGAGAGCUGCUCCCUUGUGUCAGAAAAGAGGUUUUUAGGGCCAAGAGCAGACUGUCUCCAUAAUUAAGAAUAGUAAAACCUGAAGUUCCUUAAAGGAACAGCAUAAGAAGUUCUCAAACUACAAGGUACAUCAGACUCCCCUGGAGGGUUUGUUUAAAUGCAGAAUGCAGGGUCCUUCCCCCCAGAGUUUCUGAUUCUAUAGGUCUCAGGUGGGGCCCAAGAAUCUGCAUUUCUGCCACAUUCCCAGAUGACUGUCAUGCUUCUAGUCCCUGAAUCAUACUUUGAGACCGCCCCCGCCGCGGGUCCCAGCAGCUCGGGCGGCAGGAGGAGCGGCAGCGGCCAGGCAGCCCAGCUUCGCGAAGGCUCUCGGCACGCCGUGGCCCGCCCGCCCCGCCGCCACGAUGCCCAAGAGGAAGGUCAGCUCGGCCGAGGGGGCGGCGAAGGAGGAGCCCAAGAGGAGAUCGGUGAGGUUGUCAGCUAAUCCGGCUCCUGCAAAAGUGGAAACGAAGCCAAAAAAGGCGGCAGGAAAGGCGACAAAAAAAGUGCAAACAAAAGGGAAAAGGGGAGCAAAGGGAAAACAGACUGAAGUGGCCAACCAAGAGACUAAAGAGUUACCUGCAGAAAAUGGAGAAACUAAAAAUGAGGAGAGCCCAGCUUCUGAUGAAGCAGGAGAGAAAGAAGCCAAGUCUGAUUAAUAUCACACACCUGGUCCUAUCAGUGGUCCCUGUUUCCCUUCUUGUACAAUCCAGAGGAAUAUUUUUAUCAACUAUUUUGUAAAUGCAAGUUUUUUAGUAGCUCUAGAAACAUUUUUUAAAAGGAAGGAAUCCCACCUCAUCCCAUUUUUUAAGUGUAAAUGCUUUUUUUUAAGAGGUGAAAUCAUUUGCUGGUUGUUUAUUUUUUGGUACAACCAGAAAAUAGUGGGAUAUUGAAUAUGGGAGGCUUUGAUUGUCUUGGGUGUAGCUUUUAUAUCCUAUAAUACAAAGCAUACUAAAUGGCAGUUUGGAGUCAGCUGUGCAUUUAAUGUCUUAAACACUUUAAAUUACUUCUCUUCCCACGUUGUUUUUGGUAGAAUUGUUUCCUAAAGCAAACCACUCACCCCUUGAUCUUGGCUCUCCUGGGCAGAAUUUUGUGCACUCUGUAACAUCUUUGGUUGUGGUAGUCCAGUUCUUCUAGUAACCGUUAAUGUGCUGUGAACGACUGACAAUUUGAGUAUGUAGUGUAUGUGAUUAUUAAAUUGUGAAUUAGUGGGACUUACGAUGUAACAGCAUAUCAAUAUUUGAAGAUAUUGGUACUUGAUAUCCUGUGAAGGAAAAUUUGCCCCCAAAUUUUAAGCUGGAAAGUCACUGGAAUAACUGUUCAGAAAAGAAUCACAACUACAUGAUUUUUUAGGUUUUUGGUACGUAUGUUGAGAAUU